Closterium sp. NIES-65 is the source of this 1344-nucleotide messenger RNA. NCBI's taxonomy places the organism in Eukaryota, Viridiplantae, Streptophyta, Zygnematophyceae, Desmidiales, Closteriaceae. The record is from the annotation of a GenBank genome assembly.
AUGGCGUUAGUCCCUUUCCUUAGCCGCCUUAAAGCCAUGGUUUCGCCCGCGCGCUCCGAGCCGCCCUUCCCCGUAGAGCGCCUCCCCGACGACGUUCUCGCGCUCGUCCUCCGCGCGCUCUCGCAGACCUCCUUCCGCCACGCGCUCGUUUCCAAGCGCUGGCUCCGCCUUUCCACGGCCGCGCUCUCCCAUUUGACCGUUCAGCAUCGCGGCUUUAAGACCUUUCUCUUGGAGAUACACAAUCCAGAGCACUUCCGCAACGCGCAGCUUGCGUGGCUUCCGCUUCCGCACCUCCUUUCCGCGCUCCGCCGCUUCCACGCCCUCACGCACGUGUCGCUGGGCAGCUUUUCCAUCUUAUCCGCCGACGGCGACGUGCUCUUCCAAUGUCUGGCCGCCACGUGUCCGCGACUGCUCUAUCUUACUGUCGAGCAUCAGUUUAAAAUGUCGGUUACUGUAGACGGCCUCGCGUCGCUCUUCCGUGGUUGCCGCAAGCUCAGGGAGCUCUUUCUGCUCACCACCAACGGCCUCCCGCAUCUCCCGGCGUCACUCUCGCUCCUAACAGAUCUCCAAACCCUCCACGUGUGCUCGAAUAUUCACUACGGCGAAGACAAGUUACAGGAGCUCGUUUCGCCGCCCGAGAGCAUCGGCGCGCUGCAGCAGCUGCGGGAAUUGCGGAUCAGCGCGGGAGCAAAUUUCCGCGGUCUCGAUGAGUGCGUGGGCCUUCUGAGCAACCUCCGCACGCUGAGCAUCAGUAACCUCUGGUCGGAAACUGUGCUGCCCGAAAGCCUGGGUAAUUUACCCCGGUUGAAAACGCUCGAGCUGGAUCUGCCUGCACUAGAGCGUCUGCCCGAGAAAUUCUGUGAAGGCAGCCUGCCAGCAUGCCUGGAAAAGCUGAGUCUGUCGCGGUGCGAGAAGCUACAGGAGCUUCCUCCCUCACUGUACACGCUGACUCGUCUAGAAUCACUCCAUAUCGAGUUAUGCUCCCUUAUAGAGUCCCUGAAGCCGCUGAUCCCUCCACACCCCCCUGACGGCUCCGAAAGAAAGUCAGAAUCGUUCAGUCCGGUUGAAAUGGUGAUUACGGCUGUACUCUGCACUGCUGCAGUCUUUGCCGCAAUGCUGCUGAUCUCCAUACCGCUCCUCACCGUGCAAGAGAUCAUAGCACCGGCCUCCACCGCACUGGGCGUCCGACCUCCGGUGAUGCUUGUCCCUGCUGCGCUGCUCGCUUCCGCUGCGGCAAGCAGCAACAACGUCGGCGCAAUCCUUGGGUCGCUGCUCCUUGCAGUGGUGGUUCUGCUGGUGUCUCUGACUCUACACCAAACAUCACCGCGCAACACCCGGGCCUAG